UCGUGAUGGAGUUCUGUCCGCUGGGGACUAUGAACAACUUUCUGCUGAAAAACGGACCCCCCUACAACGAGCAAUUCAUGCGGCAGAUCGCCGAUGCUGUCGCCUACCUGCAUGGCUGUGGCAUUGUGCACCUGGACCUGAAACCUGACAACGUCCUGGUCUCUGGUACUGAACAAUUACCAAUCGCAAAGGUGGCUGACUUUGGACUGGCUAAGGUGUGCGGAAACGCAUUUGGUGACAUCUUUUCUCAGUACUACCUGCAAACAGCUAUGGCAUUCCGUUGGUACGCUGCCCCGGAGAUUUGGGACCGUCACUACACCAAGAAAUGUGAUGUCUACUCCAUGGGUGUCAUGUUUGCUGCCAUGCUUGACCGUACAACAAAAACUGUCGAUGGUGAACCCCUUCUAGUUGUCUACAUCAAUGGGGAGCCAGUGGGAGAGGUGCAGAGUGAGAACCCAGAAAUCAACCUGGCAGAUCACAUCAUGACAAGACAACCAGACAGCAUGCUCAAACAAAUGAUUCUUCACAUGAUGGCAUUUGACUACCAUACCCGUCCCACCGCCGCUGAAGUCAACACAUCAAUUCGUCAAAUACAGUCGGAGCCAUGUACACUGUCGUGA
This is a messenger RNA of Branchiostoma floridae (Florida lancelet), 620 nucleotides long. RefSeq names its product serine/threonine-protein kinase PDIK1L-like. Bases 6 to 620 code for a protein of 204 amino acids. The transcript has 3 exons. Gene Ontology annotation, biological process: protein phosphorylation. Gene Ontology annotation, molecular function: protein kinase activity; ATP binding. The record is from RefSeq and is a predicted model, not a curated record. Lineage: Eukaryota; Metazoa; Chordata; Leptocardii; Amphioxiformes; Branchiostomatidae.